Molecule: messenger RNA, 5285 nt
Organism: Stegastes partitus (bicolor damselfish)
Lineage: Eukaryota; Metazoa; Chordata; Actinopteri; Pomacentridae
Gene: akt2
Product: v-akt murine thymoma viral oncogene homolog 2
Exons: 14
Coding region: 591-2042 (483 amino acids)
Biological process (GO): protein phosphorylation
Molecular function (GO): ATP binding; protein serine/threonine kinase activity
Source: RefSeq, a predicted model, not a curated record
CUUGGUGUACUUUCACACCGACCGUUCAGGUGCAGUGGACCCUCCGCUCCGUUCGUCACUUCCCCUUGUGUGCGUCUGCGGGCUGCUGCGCUGUCUGGGACGGAGGGCUUCCAUGCUAAGCAGGCGACCAACCACAUUAAACCACAGAAGAGGCGUUGUUUAGCUUCCCUGGAUACGGAAACAGUUCGUAGUCGUACUUAACGUCCGUGUCCAUCGUUGUGCUCCUCCGUGGACUUUAUUGUGCGGUCCGCCGGCCUCGGGACACCACUGCAGCAGCGACUGACCGAGCACGCCGCCGCCGCCGCUGUUGUUGUGAGAAGAAAACAAGCUCCGCUCCGGCUGUGUGAUCAUUGACAGAGUUCAGUACACACAAGCUUCAAGUGAGAGCUGGUGGGAGCUUUGUGCAGCGAAUCUCUGAGCCUUUCCGAGAAGCGACGGCUGGGGAUAUUUUUGCCACAGAAGUCGAGGUAUUACAUCAUAUAUAUUUUUAUCUGAGCCACAGUCAGGCACUUGACCGGUAAGAAGAGUUUGCACAGUGUCCACCAGCUUGUCUGCGGCCCCCUCCCCACCAGACAGUCUUCUGCCCCAGCAUGAAUGAAGUCAGUGUUGUGAGAGAGGGAUGGCUUCACAAGAGAGGUGAAUACAUUAAAACAUGGCGUCCUCGUUACUUCAUCCUGAAGAGCGACGGCUCCUUCAUCGGCUACAAAGAGAAGCCUGAGGUGUCCAGUGACCACAGCCUCCCACCGCUCAACAACUUCUCUGUCGCAGAAUGCCAGCUGAUGAAGACGGAGCGGCCCAAGCCCAAUACAUUUGUCAUUCGGUGUUUGCAGUGGACCUCCGUUAUCGAGCGAACUUUCCACGUAGACAGCAAUGAGGAGAGGGAGGAGUGGAUGCGAUCGAUCCAGGCAGUAGCAAAUAGCCUGAAGAGUCAGCAGCAGGAUGAGGAGCCCAUGGAGAUCAAAUUUGGCUCACCCAGUGACAGCAGCGGCACAGAGGAGAUGGAGAUUGCUGUGUCCAAAUCCCGCACAAAAGUGCAGACCAUGAGUGAUUUCGACUACCUGAAGCUGCUGGGCAAAGGGACGUUUGGCAAGGUGAUCCUGGUGAAGGAAAAGGCCACAGGGAUGUACUAUGCCAUGAAAAUCCUCCGCAAAGAAGUCAUCAUUGCUAAAGAUGAGGUGGCACACACAGUUACGGAGAGCAGAGUUCUCCAAAAUACGCGGCAUCCCUUUCUAACGACACUAAAAUAUGCAUUUCAAACACAUGACCGGCUAUGCUUUGUAAUGGAGUAUGCAAAUGGAGGAGAACUCUUCUUUCAUUUAUCCCGGGACAGAGUAUUCACAGAAGACAGGGCACGAUUCUACGGUGCAGAAAUAGUGUCAGCACUGGAGUAUCUACACUCACGCAAUGUAGUUUACAGGGAUUUAAAGCUGGAGAACCUCAUGUUAGACAAGGACGGCCACAUAAAGAUAACAGACUUCGGGCUGUGUAAAGAGGGGAUCACGGACGGUGCCACAAUGAAAACCUUCUGUGGGACUCCGGAGUACUUGGCCCCAGAGGUGCUAGAGGACAACGACUAUGGACGAGCGGUGGACUGGUGGGGAUUGGGCGUGGUGAUGUAUGAGAUGAUGUGUGGGCGGUUGCCCUUCUACAACCAGGACCACGAACGUCUGUUUGAGCUUAUCCUCAUGGAGGAGAUCCGCUUCCCCAAGAACCUGGCUCCUGAGGCCAAGGCCCUGCUGGCAGGCCUGCUCAAAAAGGACCCCAAACAAAGGCUUGGAGGUGGACCAGACGAUGCCAAAGAAGUGAUGACCCACAAGUUCUUCACCUCCAUCAACUGGCAGGAUGUUACUGACAAAAAACUUGUUCCUCCCUUCAAGCCCCAGGUAACAUCGGAGACAGAUACGCGUUACUUUGACGAUGAGUUCACAGCACAAACUAUCACAAUAACUCCUCCAGACAAGUAUGACAGUUUAGAUGCAGAGGAUUCAGAUCAGCGUACUCACUUCCCUCAGUUCUCCUACUCAGCCAGCAUACGGGAAUGAUUCCUCAGAGUGUUGAGCAAGCAGGCAGGCUGACACACGAUCACAAUCCCACAUACACACUGGCACUGCUGGGGAAUCUGAACGACACAAACAAAAAGUGGCACAAGACACAUUUUCAUUCUGUCUUUAACGCACACGCACACAUAUACUGGCAAAUCAGACAAGACACGGAUCAUAGAGUAGACAUGAACACACGGACCGUGAAUGACUGACCUCAGCAGGUCUGUGUGGACAGACUGGCAGCUUUGUCUCUGAACGUCCUCUCAGGGCUGGCAGUAGGCUUCCCUGCAGGACCUUUGCUGCACUACACUGGGCACCACAUCAAAGCCUUGACACUUUGAAAACCAGGUUAUGCCAGCAAGUACCACCUCUUUACCAGCUGUACCCAUGCUUCACACACAGGCUAACACACACACACACACACACACACACACACACACACCAACCCAUGCAUAGACUGCAUAUAUACAUAAACAUACUUGAUAGAUUUGGAAAAAGUAUAAUCACAAUUAGGAAAAUGGAAAAGAUUUGGAAAAGAAACAAAUUUUUAUUUCAUCAGUUGUUACGGUUUUAAAUGUAAAGCCAUAUUUCUGCUUUUUUUUUGUGAUUUCUUUCUUUUUUUUUUCUUUUUUUUUUUAACAAGUGCUCUUUCUGGAACUUGCUGUUACAAAUCAAGUGUGUGAUUUUCCUUCAGAGGGGGGAAAUGAGGAAGAGGGGAGGGUUGCCAUUACUGUGUUUGCACUGCACGUGUGUUUGUGUGAAUGGACGGGCGGAUGUGUGAACGUGUGCGCGUGUGCAUCGAGUGCAGGAGAAUGUAUGAACAGCCAUUUUGAUUCUCAGCCAUCCAUGUGUGUCUGUUUCUGUACAUGUUUUCCACCUCUGAACAUUUGCUGGAAUAUCAACAUGAGAGGACACUACACAGCACACUCAAUGGCUUUUGUUUAAAGGGAACAGGCGCGUCAUUUAUGAGUGCCGUGACCAGCUUGCCGCAAAAUUGACUUUGUUAGGGUUAGAAACUGGGAUCUCAUGCAUGGCUAUCCUUUGCUUUAAAAGCUGCAUUAAUUUAACUUGAAGGGACGCCGCAGUCAGGCUCUUAGAGUCCAGGUUGCUGUAUCCAGACUGACUGACCAACUAGUAGCUGGUUGGAAGUGUAGGUAAGUUUUCAUCGAGGCCAGUCGCACUAUGUGUUCAAGACCAUAAGGACAGAAGGAAAGACGAGAACAGGGACUAGGCAAACGACCACGGUUUCCCCAACCUGUCUAGAGAGACCAACAAAGACGCACACAGCCAGACGCUGUCCUCUCACUCCCCAGCUGAAGAGUUGGGCACCAAUCGUCUGUUUGUUUUCUGUUUGUAAUAGGAGUUGAAGUUUUGAGAUAUUUGUAAAAUGCCCUUUUGAAUGUCCCCAUAUUUAAAGAAUGAGUUCAGUCGUUGGUAAGAGGCCAAAAAUUGACUGACUUGUUGGACAUUUAACACUUCAUAUGAUUCCACAUUUGAUGUUUUGAGUCUUUGGUUUGUGUUUUCUUUGAUGCUGUGUCAAAGCAUUUAAAUCUACGUAGUUUUAUGUCUGGAGCAACAGUCUGCAGGUUUACAAUCAACUAAAUGCUGCAUGAGCUGUUUGACCAACCAUCAGCCUGCAGAGAGGAGGAACCAAUCAGAACAUCGUCUGUAUUGUUAAGUGGACAUGAAACCUGCAUACUUUGAGUCAUGACGGCACAUGAUUGAGAGAAGCCCUGGACAGCAUGUUGUUACCCUUAGUGCUGGAAGAGAUGCUGGUUUGCUCUUUGAGCUUCACUAAAGGAACAUCACAACCAUCUUGUAUGUCCUUGUUUUGUUUUUGUUUGUGGAUUUUUCUCCUUUUUUGUCCAUCUAUUUCACAAAUUUUGGAAGACACAUUAUCUUGUUUAAUUAAGCAUUAUAUAAAAUAUAUAUAUUAAAAGUUUUUUAAACUGCUUUCUUUUAAGUUCUUCAUUUCAACUGGAUUCCAGCUGACGAUUGCUUAUUUAUCUGAGACUGUAGCUGACGUAACUCUGAACAGACCGUUAACUUCAGCUCUGCUUUAUUACCGUAUCGGUUUGGCACAUCAAAAACUGAAUUCACGGUGUAGCGUACCAUUGCUAAAGAAAACAAUUAACUAGACUUGUCCUAAAACUGUAUGCUUAAAUUGCAUUUUAAAACCAAAUUAAAUUUGAGAUUAUUUGAAAGUGGUUCGGCUGUUUUCCAGGAAAUAUUUCACCUCAGUGUGUGAAGAGCUCUCCUUGAUCUGCUCCGUACUGCUGACAAUAAGUAAACUGCCGUCCAGUACCGUUUCCUACCCUUCUCUGCAGAGCACAGGUUAAAGUGGUGUUUAAAGGGUUCUGCGAACACAUACAUCAGCAUUCUUUGGGAUGUCCCUCAUUCACCAUCCUGGUUUGCUUUUCUUUUGAGUUGUGUGAGUGACAGAGUGGCUGCCAGACGUGUGAGAGUGAUGGACACAGAACAGCAGCAGGUCUUUGACUUUCAGCAUCGACAACAUGAUGAGCCCAGUUCCUGCAGAUGAUGAUGUGAUCAAAUGGCUUUGAUUUACAGUUCACAACUCCAGCACCUCUUCUCACUGGCUCAGGCACAGCCAUCAUACUCUAGCCUAGCGUCCUGCUUUGGAAACGGCAGGGCCGGACAUCAGAACCAUUGCACUGAUGGACUCCACUGUGGAUUUGCCUUCAUUGCUAUCAUGGCCAUAAGGGGGUGCUGCUGGACUUUUUUGAUAUUGGUUGUGAAGCCAUACACUGAACCUCGCUGCUGGCCACGCUUUAAGCAAUGCUUCACAGCUAAACAUGCAAGUGAAUACCCCUGACCUCUCCUGUAGGCAUACACAGGCACAACAAGUGCCUCUUCAUUAUUGUGUAAAUACCAAAAAAAGCUUGGUGAAUGCAGCAUUAGUAGAAGGGGAGGCCUGCAGCUUCGUAGUAUUUGAUUUGCAGCUUUACUAUGGUUACCUUGCUUCUCUGUAUAUUUGAAUGUGAACAACAGUCAGGAAUGUCACACCUGAGGCUGCUGUAACAGUUUUAUUUGCUUGUUGCUGUUAGUUGAGGCUCAGAGGGCAAUGAAAAAAAAAGCAAUCUUUAAGGGGAGGACAUUGUCCUGGUAGACAUUUCCAGCCCCCUUUUGCAAGACUUUCCAAUGUAACGGGUGACACCUGCUACAGUACGGUAGCUUAUAACAUUUGCAACUAUAAUGUGCCAGUAAACAUUUUUACUGAAUAAA